AUUGUUCGCCGUCACCAGGCCACGCAAAACAGAGCGUUGUGCUCGUCGUCAGUGUCCGAAUAUCGCGCCUUGGUUUCGUCCUCUCGUCCUCUCGUUCGCACGUACGCCACCGCGUAUACUCGUCGAAAAUUGUAUAUCCCGCCUGGUCUCACGAGAAGUGUCGUCGGUCGAUCGUCGGAAGAUAAACAAGCAACACUUCUAGCUGAUCAUCCCGCGAUAAAUAAGAUUCCUCUCUGCGGUUGAGAGCCGCGAGCCCGCCUCAUCGAAGGAGCAGAGAGGCGACUUCUUCAACAUUUCCCCCCGCGCUAUCGAAUGCAAAAAUUCAAGGAGGACACGGCACACGAGCGAAAGAAGCGAGCACGUACCGGAGAAACGAUUGUAGAGCAACGUAUCAGCAAAGCAGUAUCGCAGGCAAGCUGAAAUCAGAGUUUGAGGCUUGCACCGUUAAUCUCAAACAUCGAUCUACAGUGGGGCGACAGGACCCCGCGCGAGGGUGCGAAUCGCGCGAAUUAUCAUUGUCUAGAAGUGACACAGCAGCGACGGAGGCAAAGCAUACGGCUGGCCGACAGUGGCACGCACCGAAUUAAUUUCAUGGCACAUACGGUAGCCUGAGGAGGAAGAGCGAAGGCGGGUGCGCCGAUAACCCGACAAUACUGGCAUCUCAACAGUCGACCCAAGCAAACGAUCCGGCGUCUCGAUGGUGGAGCGUGCUAAUGUUAUAUAAUAGCAUGCAGUUCGCAUAUCGCUACACGUGGAAUCGAGAGAUCAUCGUCAACUCCCAGAAACUGGUCAAAAGACGUUGAGUGUUGCGUCAUUCGCAGAAAACGUGGCGACGACACGUGGGAGGACGCGCGAUCUUCUUCGUCGCACAUCGAGCCACUUGGUCACACCACGUCGGCCUUACGGGAGAACGAUCGUGUCGGAAUCGUCGGCUCUCCCCGGGCAUCCACGUUAAAUACGCUCCCUCCCACCCUUCACGUAUCUUCUCUAAUAAGGAAAACGCGCAACACAUACCAUGGCUGCUCUAUGUUUCAGCGAACCAUUUUCAGCCUGGAUGGAACAGAGAACAUUAAUACCUAUAUACGAAGAACUGCCUAUUCCAACCGAGGAUGAAAGUCAAACCAAUGAGAUUGGUUAUCAAGCGGAUAUCUUGAAACCGCAACAACAAGAUAAUACGCAAAGUCUUUUAGAAGAAUUCGAGACAGUUUUGGAAGAUGUCGAGGCUUGCCAUCAGAUUCCACCGACUAGCUCGUUAACUCCUCCGCAAUCGCCAUUGCCGCAGCAAACGCGGCAACAGACUGCAACUGUAAACACGCAACUGUUGACUGCUCUGCAACCUGUUCGGCAACCACCGUUGUUCAUCAGCAACGAAUCCGAAACGGUCUACAAUACGAUAGCAUCAUCAGUUGAGAACUCAUAUGUAAACAGGGCACCACCAUCUGAUCACUGGACCGCCGUCGAAAACGAAUCGUUUGAAUCGUUAGAUAGAGACGAAUUGGCGGUGGCGGACGAGUACGUUCGCUCGCACACCAAGGAUGUACAAUCACCGUCGAGCCCGUGCACUAGCUCCGGCAGUAGUUGCACCUCGGCAGAGGACUUGGUCGAUGAUCCUGACUGGAGCGUGGAGAGCGAGAAAAGCAAGCGGAAGCCGUCGAGUUCAAGACAUCAUCUUAAACCUUAUCAAUGCUCUCGGCCAUCCAUCGAGGACAAGAAAGUGCGGAAGAAAGAACAAAAUAAAAAUGCGGCGACGCGUUACAGGCAAAAAAAGAAACAAGAAAUUAAAGAGAUACAAUGUGAAGAGCAUCAGUUAACGGAAAUUAAUGAAAAAUUGAAAAAUGAUUUGGCCGACCUGCAACGCGAGAUCAAAUUUAUGAAGAAAAUCAUGAGAGACGUAUUUAAAAUUCAUGGUAUUCUUCGUUAAUUUUUAUUCGUCCAAAUAAUUUUGUUCUUUGGGUAAUAUUAAAUUUUUCUUAUUUAGGCCCGUAAUAUUAUAUUAAACGUUUUAAUUACGAGAAACUAACAUAUACGACUAUUUUACCAUUUAGUAUCUUUUAUCAAUAAAGAUUUGAUAUGUUUUAUCAAUA
Molecule: messenger RNA, 2084 nt
Organism: Harpegnathos saltator (Jerdon's jumping ant)
Lineage: Eukaryota; Metazoa; Arthropoda; Insecta; Hymenoptera; Formicidae
Gene: crc
Product: bZIP transcription factor crc
Exons: 2
Coding region: 1016-1921 (301 amino acids)
Biological process (GO): regulation of transcription by RNA polymerase II
Cellular component (GO): nucleus
Molecular function (GO): DNA-binding transcription activator activity, RNA polymerase II-specific; RNA polymerase II transcription regulatory region sequence-specific DNA binding
Source: RefSeq, a predicted model, not a curated record